AUGGCUGCCAACGGAGCGCCAGCCGAGCCCACCAAGGUGCAGAUCUUGGGCAAAGACUCAAUUGUCGUCGACUACGGGCUCUGGCAGAGCUACGUCGCCCAAGAUCUGCUGAAAAACAUCCCCUCGUCGACGUAUGUCCUCAUCACCGACACAAACACCGGACCCCUCUACGUCCCCACGUUCGAGCGCUCCUUCGCCGCCGCGGCCGAGUCCCUUUCUUCUCCCCCGCGCCUCCUCAUACACUCGAUAGCGCCCGGCGAGAGCUCAAAGUCACGGAGCACAAAGGGCGCCGUCGAGGACUGGAUGCUGUCGCAGGGAUGCACGCGUGACACCAUCAUAAUAGCCCUGGGCGGCGGCGUGAUUGGAGAUAUGAUUGGUUUCGUAGCAGCAACGUAUAUGCGCGGCAUUAAGUUCGUGCAGGUUCCUACCACGCUGUUGGCCAUGGUGGACUCGAGCAUUGGUGGUAAGACGGCAAUCGACACACCAGCGGGCAAGAACCUGGUCGGAGCAUUCUGGCAGCCGGAGCGCAUCUACAUCGAUUUGCAAUUCCUUGAGACGCUACCGAAGCGGGAGGUCAUCAACGGCAUGGCUGAGGUGGUCAAGACGGCUGCCAUCUGGGACGAGGAGGAAUUCACAACGCUCGAAGGCAACGCGGAUACUAUCCUCGCAGCCAUGGACCAGAAAGCUGUGGAUGGACGAAGGAACCUAGACAACAUCGCUGGCAUAUUGAAAAGGAUAGUCUUGGGCUCUGUACGCGUCAAGGCCGAGGUUGUCUCAGCAGACGAACGAGAAGGUGGGCUGCGCAACCUGCUGAACUUUGGACAUUCGAUCGGCCACGCAUAUGAGGCGAUUCUCACCCCUCAAAUUCUUCACGGAGAGUGUGUUGCGAUGGGAAUGGUCAAAGAAGCCGAGUUGGCGAGAUACCUAGGCGUGCUUGACCCUUCUGCAGUUGCGCGGUUGACAAAGUGUAUCGCGAGCUACGGGCUGCCCACAUCGAUAGCAGACAAGACUGUGCGAAGACGGUCAGCGAACAAGCAUUGCCAAGUCGACGAGCUCAUCAAGAUCAUGGCAAUCGACAAGAAGAAUGCAGGCAGCAUCAAGAAGAUUGUUCUGUUGUCGGGUAUUGGUAGGACGUACGAGAAGAAGGCCAGCUCAGUUGCGGAUCACGACAUCAAAAUUGCUCUUUUCCCAAGUAUUUCUGUGCACCCUGGCGUCCCUUCUGAUUUGAGUGUCACAUGCACGCCCCCUGGAUCGAAGAGUAUUUCAAAUCGCGUGCUCGUCCUUGCCGCGCUUGGAACUGGAUCGUGCCGAAUCACCAACCUGCUACAUUCUGACGAUACGCAAGUCAUGCUCGACGCGCUUGCGAAGAUGCAGGGUGCUACAUUCUCAUGGGAGAACGACGGCAAGGAGUUAGUGGUAACAGGCAACGGCGGUAAUCUCAAGGCCACAAGUACCGAGCUCUACCUUGGGAACGCUGGCACGGCGGCACGAUUCUUGACUUCUGUGACUUCGCUCGCGCAACCUGUGAACGGCAUCACGUCAACAACUAUCACCGGUAACGCUCGAAUGAAAGAGCGUCCGAUUGGGCCACUUGUCAAAUCCCUUCUCACUAUGGGCAUCGAUGUCACGUAUCGAGAGAAGGAAGGCAGUUUGCCCUUGCGUAUCUCGGCAUGUGCAGGAUUUGGUGCCAGUAGGGGCGAGCGCGAAUUUUCGGGCGACAUCGAGCUCACAGCCAACGUAUCCUCGCAAUACGUGUCUUCCAUCCUGUUGAGCGCACCCUACUCCAAGAAGCCAGUCACUCUAAGACUAGUUGGCGGUAAGGUAAUCUCACAGCCCUAUAUCGACAUGACUAUCGCUAUGAUGGCUUCAUUCGGUGUAAAAGUGGAGAGAUCAGAAUCCGAUCCAAACACGUACCACAUCCCCAAUAAGCCUUACACGAACCCCUCAGAGUACGUGGUUGAAAGCGACGCCAGCUCCGCAACUUACCCACUUGCUAUCGCAGCCAUCACCGGCACAACGUGCACGGUACCCAAUAUCGGAUCCGGCUCUCUCCAAGGAGAUGCUCGCUUUGCGAUCGACGUACUGAGGCCUAUGGGUUGUAAGGUUGAGCAAUCGGAGUCAUCAACAACCGUAACCGGCCCACCGAGAGGAGAGCUCAAGGCGGUCAAAGAGAUCGACAUGGAGCCAAUGACCGAUGCUUUCCUCACUGCAUCCGUCCUCGCGGCAGUAGCAUCUUCGAAUGGCACGUCGACCACUACACGCAUCUACGGUAUUGCAAACCAACGCGUCAAAGAAUGUAAUCGUAUCCAGGCAAUGGAAGAUGAGCUUGCCAAGUUUGGUGUGACCUGUAGGCAGUUUGAGGACGGCAUCGAAGUUGACGGACGAGGAUAUCAGCUUGAUGCUCCCACGGCCGGCAUUCAUUGUUAUGACGACCACCGUGUCGCUAUGAGUUUUGCUGUACUUUCCCUUGUUGCUCCAAAACCAGUGCUUAUCCUCGAAAAGGAGUGCACAGGCAAAACGUGGCCUGGCUAUUGGGACUCUUUGCACCAGAUCUUCAAAGCUCAGCUCGAAGGCGUAGAGGUGGCAAUUACGUCGCAUGAUAACAACCGUGCUACCAAGGCGCAGCAGAAAUCCAUCUUCAUCAUCGGCAUGCGAGGUGCUGGCAAAACGACGAGUGGUGGCUGGGCGGCGCGCAUCCUGGGACGACCGCUGGUCGACCUUGAUACGGCGCUCGAAGAGCAUCUUGGCAUGUCGAUUCCAGAAAUCAUCAAGACCUCGGGCUGGAGUGGCUUCCGAGAGGAGGAACUCAAGCUCUUACAGAAGACUGUCAAAGAGAAACCGACGGGCCAUAUCUUCGCUUGUGGUGGCGGUAUUGUCGAAUCACCAGUGGCGCGCAAGAUUUUCAUCGAAUACCAAAAGAACGGUGGCGUUGUUCUCCUCGUCACUCGAGAUAUUAUCAAAGUUGUUGAGUUCCUCCAGAUCGACAAGACACGACCGGCAUACGUGGACGAUAUCAUGGGUGUAUGGCUGCGUCGCAAGUCGUGGUAUGUGGAGUGCAGUAACUAUCAGUUCAACAGUCAGAUUGUAGAGCCCAUAGGGUUAAACAGACCUCUAGAGGAGUUUGCACGCUACUUGAACACUAUCACUGGUAGACACUCUGCACUGAAGGCGAUCAGGAAGAAAAAGCAGUCGUUCUUCGUCUGCUUGUCUGCGCCACAUCUCCAGCCCUGCAUUCAGACACUACCAGAGAUGGUGGUCGGAGCGGAUGCAGUCGAGCUUAGAAUUGAUCUGCUUGAAGAUCCUGAGUCACCUGAAGGCAUGCCUUCCCCGGAGUUUGUCACUGACCAGUUGACACUAUUGCGGACAGCGACGCCGACACCAGUCAUAUUCACGCUGCGCACGAAGGCUCAAGGCGGCAAGUUCCCCGACGAUGCAUACGAGCAAGCCCGAGAACUGUAUCGAUUGGCAUUACGGCAAGGCUGUGAGUUCCUAGAUCUGGAGAUGACGAUGCCUGAAGAUAUCCUCCGUGAAAUGGCCGAAACCCGGGGCUUUACAAGCAUCAUCGCCAGCCAUCACGACCCGAACAACGAGCUCAGCUGGAGCAAUGGGUCGUGGAUACAAUACUACAACCGUGCUGUCCAGUAUGGAGACGUCAUCAAGCUUGUUGGUGUUGCUCAAUCAAUCCAAGACAACUACGCACUCGCGGAGUUCAAGAGCUGGGCAGAUACAGCACACCCCAUUCCACUCAUUGCUAUCAACAUGGGCGAACACGGCAAGAUGAGCCGGAUAUUGAACGGAUUUAUGACUCCUGUCUCGCAUCCUCUGCUCCCUUCUGCCACUGCACCAGGCCAGCUUUCCGCUGCUGAUAUUUGCCGUGGCCUGACGCUGAUGGGCGAGAUUUCCGCGAAGAAAUUUUUCAUCUUCGGAUCGCCUGUCCAGCAAAGUCCCAGCCCACGUCUGCACAACCGCCUCUUUCGCGAAGCGGGGUUGCCGCACAACUACGGCCGCCAUGAGACAACCGAUGCCAGUUCGAUCCGCGAUAUCAUCCGCGCCCCAGACUUUGGUGGCGCCAGCGUAACGAUCCCUUUGAAGCAAGAUGUUCGCCCCUUGCUCGAUGGUGUAGGCCCCGAAAUCGACGCCAUCGGCGCGCUCAACACCAUUGUUCCCGAGACUACUUUCGACGAAGCAACCGGCAAACACGUCACCCGCCUCAUCGGUCGCAACACAGACUACCUCGGCAUGAUUCUCAUUCUGCGCAAUGCAGGUGCGCAUUCCAAGACUAAGCAAUCUGGCCUCGUCAUUGGCGGCGGCGGCACAAGUCGAGCAGCUAUCUUCGCCCUACGUGAGAUGGGAUACAGUCCCAUCUACCUUCUCGGCCGCAACAGCAAGAAGAUGGAGGCACUAAGGCAGGAUUUCCCCGAGGAAUACGAUUUGCAUGUCAUCUCAUCGCCGGAGUAUGUUCAAGAAAUUGAGCUUUUGCCCAGUGUGGCUAUUGGGACGGUUCCGGCGGACAAACCGCUUGACUCGAGCAUCAGGGAGUCGCUUUGUGUGCUGUUUGACAUUGCGAAGACGAAGAAGCAGGAUGGUGAGCGUAUCCUCCUGGAGAUGGCAUACAAACCGCCAGUCACUGCUUUGCUGCAGUUGGGUAUAGAUGCGGGCUGGAACUGCGUCAAUGGACUGGAGGUACUAGUCGGACAAGGCGUUCAUCAGUUCGAGUACUGGACUGGCAUCAAGCCACUGUAUUCGCUUGCUAGGGAUGUUGUUUUGAACGACGCGUAGGAAUACGAGACGAAGGCUUGGACAUGAUGUGUUCUGGAGUAUGGUCAGUCUAACACGCCCGAAUUCUAUACGGGCUUGAUGUCAGCGAGUCAAAAGAAGCCAGGAAUCUUGCCGAUUCAAAAGUCAUUUUUUGCGACCUUUUGCCCGCUGCAAGCAUGAAUUGGGAAAAUUUCACAAAGUGGAGUAUAUAGCUUUUACCAUCAUUUAUCUUCUCCACUCUCGCAAUCAAUAUUCUCAGUGCAUCCCAG
Messenger RNA from Dothidotthia symphoricarpi CBS 119687, 5027 nucleotides. Its product is annotated as Pentafunctional AroM protein. Gene Ontology annotation, cellular component: cytoplasm. The record is from RefSeq and is a predicted model, not a curated record. NCBI's taxonomy places the organism in Eukaryota, Fungi, Ascomycota, Dothideomycetes, Pleosporales, Dothidotthiaceae. Gene Ontology annotation, molecular function: 3-dehydroquinate synthase activity; shikimate 3-dehydrogenase (NADP+) activity; 3-phosphoshikimate 1-carboxyvinyltransferase activity. The transcript is spliced from 2 exons. Gene Ontology annotation, biological process: chorismate biosynthetic process; aromatic amino acid biosynthetic process. Bases 1 to 4779 code for a protein of 1592 amino acids.